Molecule: messenger RNA, 2277 nt
Organism: Gastrolobium bilobum
Lineage: Eukaryota; Viridiplantae; Streptophyta; Magnoliopsida; Fabales; Fabaceae
Product: heat shock factor protein HSF8-like
Exons: 3
Coding region: 213-1718 (501 amino acids)
Biological process (GO): regulation of transcription by RNA polymerase II
Cellular component (GO): nucleus
Molecular function (GO): DNA-binding transcription factor activity; RNA polymerase II cis-regulatory region sequence-specific DNA binding
Source: RefSeq, a predicted model, not a curated record
UCGUGUCUGUUCUCUCUCUCUCUCUCUCUCUCUCUCUCUGUGUGUGUACAAUUCCAAAUCCAUUUUUAUAAUAUUUUAAACUUUGUCUCAACCUCACCAACUAGGGUUUGCGUUUUUUUCGCAAAAAUGCCUGGCGUUACCAUCCUUUCCUAAUAUAUUCUUUCGUCGAUUCCAGUUUUCCCUUUAUUUUUCUUAAAAUUCAAAUUUCCGAUAUGGACGGAGUGAGCGGCGGCGGAGACGGAAGCUCCACCCAGUUGCCGGCGCCGGCCCCGAUUCCGAACGUGAACGCGCCGCCACCGUUUCUGAGCAAAACGUAUGACAUGGUGGAUGACCCAUCGACGGACGCUAUCGUGUCAUGGAGCGCAACCAACAACAGCUUCGUGGUUUGGGACCCACCCGAAUUCGCAAGGGACCUUUUGCCUAAGUACUUCAAGCACAACAACUUCUCCAGCUUCGUUAGACAGUUGAACACAUAUGGCUUCAGGAAGGUUGAUCCAGAUCGCUGGGAAUUUGCAAAUGAGGGCUUUUUGAGGGGUCAAAAGCACUUGCUUAGGAGUAUAACUAGGCGAAAACCUGCCCAUGGUCAUAAUCAUCAACAGGCUCAGCAACCACAUGGACAGAGUUCAUCAGUAGGGGCAUGUGUAGAAGUUGGGAAGUUUGGGCUUGAGGAAGAGGUUGAGAGGCUUAAAAGAGAUAAAAAUGUGCUCAUGCAAGAGCUAGUGAGGUUGAGGCAGCAGCAACAGACCACUGAUAACCAGCUGCAGGCAAUGGUUCAGCGCCUUCAGGGAAUGGAGCAACGACAGCAGCAAAUGAUGUCAUUCCUUGCAAAAGCUGUCCAGAGCCCUGGCUUCUUUGCUCAGUUUGUACAACAGCAAAAUGAGAGCAAUAGGCGUAUAACUGAAGUCAACAAAAAGCGUCGGCUCAAGCAAGAAGGUAUUGCCGAAACAGAGCGUGCUGCCGCUCCUGAUGGACAAAUUGUAAAAUAUCAACCUCAGGGGAAUGAAGCAGCAAAAGCAAUGCUAAGACAGAUCAUGAAAUGGGAUACGUCUCAUGUAGAAUCUUUUAAUAAAAACCCCGAUAAUUACUUGGUUGGUGAUACUUCAUCGUCAUCCAGUGCAAUGGACAGCAGCAGCUCUUCAAGCUGGACUUCUGGAGUAACUCUUCAAGAGAUCCCUCCUGCUACAGUGCAGUCUUCUCAUAUUCCUGCUGCAACGGGGAAUCAAGGGCACUUCCCCUCAACAGGCAAACCUGAAAUUCUAUCUGUACCGCAAGCUGCAGUUUCUGAUAAAGUUGCAAAGGAUGGAGCACAUGAGGCACCUUCUAUCCCUGUAUCUCAAGCAGAUGUCAUCAUGCCUGAUCUUCCUUCAAUAACAAAGUUAGAGACAGGAAAUAUUCUUGAUAUUCCUGAAGAAAAUUAUAUGGUUCCAGAGACAGAUGCGGGAUAUAUGGAUCCUACUUCACUGGGAGUAAGUGGGUCAUUUUCUAUGGAUUUUGAAGGUAUUUCACCCGACGUGGACAUUGAUGAUUUGUUUGGCAAUCCUUCUAUUUGGGACGAUCUUUUGCAAACUCCAGUUGCAGAGGAUAUCGAGACCAAUGUUGCUGAAGAGUCCAAGGGGAAUGAAGUGCAGCCAAUGGAAAAUGGAUGGGACAAAACUCAACAUAUGGAUCAACUUACUGAGCAGAUGGGUCUUCUUUCUUCUGAUGUAGAUAGAGUUUGAUUGUCUAUGAAUUUGUAUUAAUCUUUCAUAUUUUCCAAGGUAAUCUGUGAAAUUGAGUAUAUGUGAAUUAUAUUGAAGUUCUUUCCCAAUCUUCAAGUUUCCUUUGUGAGGGGAAAAAUGGAAAAUCCACAUCGGCUCUUGUUUGGAAGAUUUACUUCAUGAACAAGGAGAGAAAACAAUGGAUGGCAGUGGUUACGAUGUUAAGCUGCGGGCUGUUUAUUUCUUUAUCCUUUCUUAAGGUCCGCUAUGUAAAAGUGAAAAUGGAAGAAUCGAGGGAGGAGUGAAAAUUAGCAAUGUCAGAUACAUUAUAUGUGUUGAUUCAUUGUUACCUCUUCCUUUCCUUUUCAUUCUUACCAAGUACAUUAUAUGUGGAUGGGAAUUCCAACUCUACCUUCUCUCCAUCGUUUAUGCUAACAAAAUGUAUGCUUAUUUUGGGAUGUAAUUAACGAGUAUUCCCAAUGCUUCAGAUCAAGGAAUGGAUCUUCAGAUCUCUUAUUUAACAUGAUCAGGUGAUGAGAAACAAUAUCAGCCGUUCAUAAACACAUUAAUGGUUAUUCUU